This is a messenger RNA of Oppiella nova, 1356 nucleotides long. The record is from the annotation of a GenBank genome assembly. Lineage: Eukaryota; Metazoa; Arthropoda; Arachnida; Sarcoptiformes; Oppiidae.
CACUGAACACAUGAGUCGUGCACUCAUUCACUGUAUGUAUUGUUUGGCCAUUCAUUUCAUAUGAACACAUGUUUUCAUUACUUCAUUGACGAAUACUUCAGAAAGUCUUCGGUGGCGACAAUGUCUCAACCAAUGUCUCAACCAAUGUCUCAACCAAUGGUCUUUAAGACAGUUAUCUGUAAAGUCAACGGAAUAACACUCUUAAACCUCAACAACGAUUGCAUCGAUAAUAGCGCCAAAUAUUGUGAUAAAGACAUUAGUGAUGGACACGAGACAAUUGGAUGUGAUAUCGAUGUGAAAGAUACGAAGAAUGUGAAGACUAUUGUACAAAGAGUCCGACCCAUGGGUGCGGAGGGCAGAGCCAGAGGGGUUAGGGAUGCGGUGGAGGUGCAGAAGAUCGGUAAUGGCAUCGAGAGUGUGCGCCAGUAUGUAGUGACCACCAGAAAGUAUGGCAAAGUGUGGCACUCGUGUCAGUGGAAGACAUCUCGUGGUCCCUGUCCUUACGGAUCCAAAUGGUCCGGUGCUAUGGUUAACCACAUUCGCAGUCAUUUGGGCAUCAAACCUUUUGGAUGCGGUUAUUGUAAGAAACAGUUCACAAUUGCUUGUAAUCUGAAGAAUCAUCUGAGAAUACAUCACGGGUUGAGGGCUAAGAUUGUCUUAAACGGUGGCCGAAGACGUAAAUUUAGAUCAGAGAAGGUUGUGGUCCAAGAAGAGGUCCACCAGUCGGUGGACUCCUAUUGCGAUGACAAGAUUGCAUCAAAGCUGAGGAUUUUUAAGCCAAGUUUUAUCAACGGAAAUGUGGCCAACAAUCCGUACGCUCUUCAAAGAGAUGUCCCGAAGAGGACAGUGAAGAAGGUUCAGAGAUAUGGCAAUUUCGUCGAAGACUUGGAUGACAACAGCGAUGACCAGAACGACGACCAAGACAUGAAUGAAGAGAUUGACGACCAUUUGGACGAAGAAGAGGCAGAGGAAGAGAACCGAUUGUUUUACGAGAAGACCAAUGAAGAGGAAGACGAUAAGCUCGAAGACAGGGAACUCUCGAAGUUCUUGACUAAGAGGAAGUAUAACAAGAAGUUAUGGUUUGUAUGCAUUUGGAAUCCGCGACAAUGCAAAUUCAGAUCACAUCUAAGGAAUGAUAUCUUAGUGCACGUGAAGAAACACCAAAAUAUGGGACAAUUCGUGUGCAAUUGGAAUCACUGUAGAGCCAGCUUUUCAGACAAAUCCCAACUCAUGGCCCAUCAAGUGAUCCACAAAAAGCAACAGCCAUUCAGAUGUAAUUACAAGGGCUGUCAGUUCCAGACUAUCAACGAUAAAACACUUCAAAUGCACAAAAUUAGACACAAGAGAUGCUUAUGA